Physcomitrium patens is the source of this 11676-nucleotide messenger RNA. NCBI's taxonomy places the organism in Eukaryota, Viridiplantae, Streptophyta, Bryopsida, Funariales, Funariaceae. The record is from RefSeq and is a predicted model, not a curated record.
GAAUUUAAUGCAAAUAUUAAGCAGUUAUUUUAAUUAUUUUCUUUCAAAUUCUCAACACAAGCGAGAUCAGGUGUAAAGGCAAUGGAUUUUUUUGAGGCCUUUGAAGUUGCUUUAGAAAAAACUCAACCUGAAAGCACAGCCUUUGUCCCCAAUGAAAACACUGCAGUCAUGAGCAAUGAGAUGAUUUUCACAAGAUCAGUUAUUGCAAAGGCAGAUAGAGAAAAGCAUAAAUACUCUCCAUCUAAACAAAUAGCAUCAUUAUACACUCCUACAAUACAAAAGUAUGGUAUCAUGCCCAUCAAAACAUACAAACACUAUGUUCCUCCAAAUGACCCAAAAUAUGAUCACAUUGUAACUCCUCUAGAUCCAUAUAGUAAAUGGAAACCACAAGAUGUUAAGGAUGCUAUGAAAAAGAUCAAACCGUACAAGUAUGUGCAGCACAUGCCAAGAGAGAAGACCAAAAAGAGAACAAUAGAAGAAAUAGAAACCCUAAAAUCUUCACCUGUUCUGACAUCUUUGGAGCUGGAUGAAAUUACCCCUAAUUUGGAAUCGAGUUCAAAUAAAUGCAAAUUAGACCACACAUCAUCUAGUUCUUUGAUUCCCAGUGAAGAUGAUUAUCCAAAAAAAGUGUUGAAUUGCAGGUGGGAGCCACUUGAUUUGUUUGUCCAUCAAAGGCCACACCCCCUUUGCAAAGAGACCAUGCCCAUCCAAGCACCCAACUACAAUGGAUACCCCAAUGCACCCAAUGUGGUGCAUAGCCCCAGAGCCAAGAGGAAGGCCAAGAGGAAGCCAGGCCUUGUGAGCGAGGGCGAGGGGGUCAAGAUGGCUGAGAGUGCAAGGAGGUACAUGCAGUGUGUGGAGGGGAGUGUGGACGAGUGCUUCAUUGCACCUCUCCAGCCUGCAUGGCUCACUCAAGCCACGUGCUAUGUGGGUGCCUUCUCGCGCUACAUGGUGACUCCCUCUGCUUACCACGACACCAUGCUCACUACAGCUGCCGACAUCAACCGCGUCUACAAACUUAGCAUGCGCAAGGCCAUUGUUGAUUAUGUUCUUGAGAAUAAAAUAAAACGUUUUAUUUCUUCUAUUUAUUUUGGCAGGUUCAUAACUUUGUACAAAUUUGAACCUAAACCAAUUAGUACUGCUAAAGAUAAAGAACCUAAGCCCGUGCAGAAAGAAUUCUUUUAUGGAUACAAACCAGAGGUGAUAAAGCGUUUGUUUGGGUUUGUUCCCACAAUUAAAGAGGGAGCAUAUUCUUCCAAAGACCAUAAUUCUCCCCCAUUUUAUCUUCACUUGAAAAAUGAUAAGGGCUUAUUCAGUGUGGAACCCUCAUGGGAAGAAAUAGAAGAUGAGCUUGUGGGUAUCAUUGACCAUGUUGUGCUCCAAUCCGGGGAUAUUGUUCGAGUUGACCAUGGCAAAAUUGAACCCUCACGCGCAACCCUCCCACACAUAACUCUCGAUGAUGAAAUUGUUGUUGUUGCUAAAGACAUCAUCAAACAGGUUGUACAAUCAAAUAUAUCAGGACCCCAAAAGAUUAUGCAUGGUUAUAGAGAGUUUUUGGAUUUGUUUCAAUUGGAUGUGAAUCAAUACAUCAAAGAGUUUGGGAUGUUAGAACAGCCUCUGUCUGGGUACACGGAGCAAGUGGAUGAGUUCCAUGGCCGAGCAUUGAGUGCUGAAGCGCACUCAUUGAAUGUUAUUGACUGCACCCUUGUCCGCUGCAUUGUCACCGACUUCAAGCAAAGCUUCAUUGACCAUGCCACCUGUAUUUGCACUCGCCUAAAAACACAAAUGAUAAGCGAAGGGUUGGCCAGUGCAAAUGAGGUAUCAGACAACAUCAAUGGCGAGGAAUUGUUGUUUGGCAUGCCUUUGAGCAAGUUCCCACAGAUCCAAGUGUUGUUGUUGGCUGUGGUGCCCUAUUUCCAGCUCUGGUCUAUUGCUGAUACUUUUAAGGAAAGCGAAGAGCAUUGGAUGACAGCCAAACUCAACUCCCUUGACUCAGAAAAAAUUGAAAAUGAGGUUUUUAAUUGGUAUCGAGUUGUAUUCAAAUUAGUUCGAACAUUUGAAGAGAAAUUGCCUGAUCCAUGUAAAGUUGCAACCAUAUUAAAGGCCAAUCUUGAUAGAUUUAAAGAGACAUUACCUUUGUUUCGGUGUUUAUGUAAUCCAGGAUUAAGGCCAAGACAUUUUGCAAAAAUUUCUGAAGUUGUAGGUUUUGAGGUGAAAAAUGAUGAUGCUACACACUUCCGUCAGUUAUUGAGAUUGAAUGUUCAUGAACAUAUUUUUAGAUUGGAAGAGAUUAGUGAAUUUGCAAGCAAAGAAUAUGCAUUGGAAAGAGGGCUUGCUAGUAUGGAAAAUGAUUGGUUGCCCUUAACAUUUGAGUUUUUAUUAUAUAAAAACACUGGAUGCAACAUACUCAAAGGAGGCCCUAUUGAGGAGGCACAAUUAUUACUCGAUGAACAUAUUGUAAAAACACAAAAUAUGUUGGCAUCUCCCUUUGCUGCACCAUUUGAAGAACAUUUAACCAAGUGGUUGAAAUCAUUGGUGUUACUACAAAAACUAUUAGUGGAAUGGUUACAAGCACAAGCCUCUUGGAUGUACCUGGAGCCAAUAUUUGGAUCUCCAGAUAUUAUAGAACAAAUGCCCAAAGAAGGAUCCCUAUUUCAUGCCACUAAUACAAUAUUUUGUAAACUUAUGAAGGAUGCAGAAUCUUUCAAGCAAAUGAUGGAUGCAUGUGAGCUUCCCAACAUUCUUGACAUCCUAGUAGGAUGCAAUGAAAGCCUAGAUGUGGUUCAAAAGGGACUCAAUCACUAUCUUGAAACCAAACGUUUGGCUUUUCCAAGAUUUUUUUUCUUAUCCAACGAUGAGUUAUUAGAGAUAUUGUCAGAAACCAAAGACCCACUUCGAGUUCAACCAUUUUUAAAGAAAUGUUUUGAAGGAAUAAAUGCAUUGACAUUCCAAGAGAACUUGGACAUCACUCACAUGUGGAGUGUAGAGAAGGAGGUUGUGGAAUUCACUAGGAGCACUAAUCCAAAGGCUGCAAAAGGCAAUGUUGAACGGUGGUUGAUUGAAGUUGAACGCAUGAUGCGGGAAACAUUAAAGGUGGUGGUACAAAAAGCAGUAGCUGACUAUGCAAUUAAAGAGCGUGGCCAAUGGAUUCUCAUAUGGCCUGGUAUGAUUGUCCUAUGUGGCUCACAAAUGUAUUGGACGAGUGAGCUUGAAGAGGAGGUGGAUGUGGAUGGUGUCAAAGGACUUGCUCGAUAUGAAGCAAAAUGCACUGCCCAACUCCAAGAACUUGUUCAACUUGUUCGUGGAGAUUUGACCAAUAUGGAAAGAUUGACCAUUGGAGCUCUUGUAACUAUUGAUGUUCAUGCUAGGGAUGUUGUUACAUUAUUGGUGGAACUAGGAAUUGACAACAAAUUGGAUUUUGAUUGGCUGAGCCAACUACGAUAUGCCUUGGAAGAUGGAAAUUGCCUAGUGAAGAUGGUGAAUGCAUGCCGGAACUACGGGUAUGAGUAUUUGGGGAACAGCAGUCGCCUUGUUAUCACCCCUCUCACAGACAGAUGCUACCGCACCCUCAUGGGCGCUCUCCACUUGAACCUUGGUGGCGCUCCCGAGGGCCCUGCCGGGACCGGCAAAACUGAAACCACCAAAGACCUUGCAAAGGCUUUGGCAAUGCAAUGUGUGGUGUUCAAUUGCUCAGAUGGGUUGGAUUACUUGGCGAUGGGGAAGUUCUUCAAGGGACUGGCGGCAUCGGGAGCAUGGGCGUGCUUUGAUGAGUUCAACCGCAUUGACGUGGAGGUGUUGUCUGUGAUUGCACAACAAAUCCUGACAAUCCAAAGGGCGAUCAUGGAGAAGGUUUCUCACUUCAUGUUUGAAGGGACAUACCUGCCGCUCAUCCCCACCUGCACCAGCUUCAUCACCAUGAACCCUGGUUAUGCAGGGCGAGCUGAGCUGCCUGAUAACCUCAAGGCCUUGUUUCGCACUGUGGCCAUGAUGGUCCCCAAUUAUGCCAUGAUAGGUGAAAUAACAUUAUACUCCUUUGGAUAUCUUGAAGCACGAGAUAUGGCAAGGAAACUAGUAGCCACGUAUAAACUUUGUAGUGAGCAAUUAUCAUCUCAGGAUCACUAUGAUUAUGGCAUGCGAGCGGUGAUAGCUGUGCUAAGGGCAGCAGGAAAUCUGAAGCGGAGGUAUCGAGACGACGAUGAAUCUGUUUUGGUUCUCCGUGCAAUUCGUGAUGUAAACUUACCAAAGUUUCUGUCUCAUGACAUACCAAUGUUUGAAGGCAUCAUGUCAGAUCUCUUCCCAGGAGUGAAAUUGCCUCCACCAGACUAUGUGAAUGUAAUGGUUAUGAUUAAUAGGGAGUGUAUAAAGUAUAAUUAUCAAAAUGGGGAGGUGUUCCUGAAGAAGAUCCUCGAGUUAUAUGAGAUGAUAAUUGUGCGGCAUGGCCUUAUGCUUGUGGGGUAUUCGUUUGGUGCUAAAACAGCUGCUUACAAAGUGCUUGCAGAUGCUUUGGGUGGUUUGUUUUCUGAAGGUUUAAACAAUGAGAACAUAACUAGGUAUGAUGUUUUAAACCCCAAAUCAGUGACAAUGGGUCAAUUAUAUGGCCAAUUUGAUCCAGUGUCCCACGAAUGGACAGAUGGAAUCCUUGCAGUGACAUUCCGCAACAUGUCUGUGGAUACAACCCCUACACGCCAAUGGCUAUUAUUUGAUGGACCUGUUGAUGCAAUAUGGAUAGAAAAUAUGAACACCGUUCUAGAUGACAAUAAGAAAUUGUGCUUGAUGAGUGGAGAAAUCAUCCAAAUGACAAACCAUAUGAACUUGAUAUUUGAAGUACAAGACUUGGCGGCGGCAUCACCAGCAACUGUGUCACGGUGUGGGAUGAUUUACAUGGAGCCGGUAGCUAUGGGGUGGCGGUGUAUCCUUCUCUCAUGGCUCCAGAGCCUUCCCCAACUUCUGCAAGACCCAUAUCGCACCCAAAUCCAGAAGCUUGCUGAAUGGCUGCUGCCCCCUGCCCUCCGUUGUGUCCAAAAAAACUGCAAAAUGACCAUUCCCAUGCAGGAACAAAAUAUGAUCACAAGUCUUCUUCGACUAAUGAUGGCAUUGAUGGAACCAGAGCUAACUGACAAAUCAAAAGCUGAUCUAUAUGAUGAGAAAGCAAAAGUUGCUUGGGUUGAUUGCAUUUUCUUAUUUUCAAUGGUGUGGACAAUUGGAGCAUGCACUGAUAUGCAUGAACGUCCUAAGUUUGACACUCUGUUGAAAAAGAUGCUGGUGAAUAUGCCACCAAGUGAGUACAUGCAAUGGAUUGAAACACCUGCACGCAAGGUCUCAACCCCAUUCCCGGAUGGGAAAUCCGUGUAUGAUGUGAUGUUCAAUAAGAUGAAGGGGAAAUGGGGUCUAUGGACUGAUUUGGUGGAUGAGACCAUGGUUCCCUUGGAUGCUCACUUUGAAAAAAUCAUUGUUCAAACACCUGACUCUGCCAAAUAUACUUUCUUAAUGGAGGUCCUUGUUCACCACAACUUGCCCCUUCUAUUUGUUGGCCCCACAGGAACUGGCAAAAGUGUGUAUGUGAAGCAAUAUUUGAUGAAACUUGAUACAGAAAAAUGGCAAUCCAUUUUUUUCAAUUUUUCAGCCCAAACAAGUGCAAAUCAAACUCAGGACAUUAUAGAUGGCAAACUCAUCAAGAGGAAGCCGGGCAUUUUUGGACCCCAGAAAGGGAAACAGUGUGUGAUAUUUGUGGAUGAUUUAAACAUGCCAGCCAUAGAGAAGUACGGUGCUCAGCCCCCAAUUGAACUCCUCCGCCAAUGGAUGGAUCACCAAGGAUGGUAUGACCGAUAUGAGCUUGUGUUCCGCAACAUUAUUGACAUUCAGUUUGUGUCCGCCAUGAGCCCACCAGGCGGAGGGCGAAACUCUGUCACAAACCGUUAUUUGCGCCACUUCAAUGUUGUGUGUGUGAAUGCAUUCUCCGAUCUCACCAUGAACAGGAUAUUCCUGUACUUGGUAGACUUUUGGAUGAAGCGAGCUCGUUACAAUCCAACCAUUACAAAGUUACGAUCAGCCAUGGUGACUGCAACUAUUGACAUUUAUCAAACAGUUCAAGCAGAACUUCUUCCCACUCCUGAGAAAUCGCAUUACACUUAUAAUCUCCGUGACAUUUCUAAGAUAUUUUUGGGACUGCAAUAUGCACCCACAGAAAUUGGGGAUGAUUAUUACAAAAUCAUUCGAUUGUGGGCCAAUGAAUGUUUGCGCGUGUUUUAUGACCGUUUGAUCAACGAUAGCGAUCGAAUGUGGUUUUGUAACUUAGUGGGCGACAUGGUAGAGAAGCAUUUCAAAGAACGUUUUUCAAAGGUUUAUGCCACUUUUGUUCAUUCAGAAGUGAAAAGAACUGAUUUGACUCCAGCUUUGCUUCAAUACCAUAUAGCAGGAGAUUUCAUGGUCCCUGGAGCCGAGCCUGCUCUUUACAAUGAAAUACCAGAUGAAACCCUGCUUUUGAAGGUUAUGAAAGGAUAUUUGGAGGAUUAUAAUGAAAUGACCAACAACCCCAUGAAUUUGGUUCUGUUUCAGUUUGCAAUUCAACAUGUGUCACGGAUUUGCCGAGUAAUUAAACAACCCAGAGGAAACGUUCUGCUGGUGGGGGUGGGUGGUAGUGGCCGCCAAAGUCUUGCAAGAUUAGCAGCAUUUAUUCAAGGAUUUGAAGUAUUCCAAGUUGAAAUAUCAAAGAAUUUUGGAAUGGCGGAGUGGAGGGAGAGCAUUGGAAUCAUGCUUAGAAAAGCUGGGGAGUUGGAUAAAAAAACGAUGUUCUUAUUUGUAGAUACACAAAUUAAGGUGGAAGGUUUUGUGGAGGACAUCAACUCACUUCUUAAUACAGGAGAGGUUCCAAAUUUAUAUGAAAGUGGAGAUUUGGGAGCAAUUUGUGAAGGUGUUCGUCCAAAAGCCAAACGAGCAAAACGUGAUGGCUCAAGAAUGGAAUUGUUUUCUUUCUUUGUUGAUGAAUGUGCUAAAAAUCUUCGGAUUGCUCUUGCAUUGAAGUCCGUGGCAACCCGAUUUUUAGCGGAUGUGAAUGUGGAGCCAAAACUAAUUUGUGAACUUGUGGAGAUGGUAGUGUUUUUUCAUAUGUCCGUUCAGGACUUGGCUGUUGAUUAUUUUAAAACAGCUCGACGAUAUUGUUAUGUAACUCCCACAAGUUUCCUUGAACUUAUAUCCUCGUUCAAAGUUUUACUGGACCAAAAACAAGCUGAUACAUUAACACUGAAAAAACGAUAUGAAAUGGGUAUUAUGAAGCUUGAUCAAUCAGCAAGUGAUGUUAAUGCAAUGUCACUUGAACUUGAAGGUCUUCAACCAAUGCUCUUAAAAUCUUCAAAUGAUGUCAUGGAACUCCUCAAGGUGAUUGACAAAGAAACAAAGGAAGCCAACAAAGUGAAAGCAGUUGUGCUGACAGAAGAAGCAGAUGCUAAUGUCAAAGCAGAGGCUGCCUCAGCAAUUAAGUUAGACACUGAAGCCGAGUUGGCCCUUGUGAUGCCCAUUUUAGAAUCUGCUCUUAGGGCACUGGACACACUGACAAAGAAUGACAUAUCAGAGCUCAAAGGGAUGAAGAGUCCACCAGCAGGUGUGAAACUGGUCAUGGAAGCUGUGUGUAUAAUGAAAAGCAUCAAACCCACUCGCAUGAAAGACCCUGGUGGCUCUGGAAAGAUGAUUGAAGACUACUGGGAGAGCUGCAAGAAAAUGCUUGCAGACAGUGAUUUCUUGAAGAGCUUAAAAGAGUAUAACAAAGAUGAUAUACCCCCUGACAUCAUUCUUCAAAUUCGCCAGUAUUUGGCAAAUCCUGCGUUUGCACCAAGUCUGAUUGCCAAGAUAUCAAAGGCUGCAUUUGGAUUGUGCUCAUGGGUUGGGGCGAUAGAGGCAUAUGACCGAGCAGCCAAAAUUGUGGCCCCAAAGGUGGCUGCACUACGAGCUGCAGAGGCUGAAUACAAUGAGGUUAUGGCCCAGCUUGCCAUAAAACAGGCCAACCUCAAAGUGGUGGAGGAAAAAUUAGGGGUGUUGGGUGCAGAACUGCAAGGGGCACAGGGGAAGAAGAAGAAGGUGCUGGAUGAAGUGGACUUCACCCAGACUAAAAUAGACCGUGCCAAUCAGCUAAUGGCAGGAUUGGGAGGGGAGAAGGCAAGAUGGAUGGGCUCUGCGGAAAUGUUUGGCCAAAUGUACAUUAAACUCACAGGGGACAUCCUCCUCUCUGCGGGCAUGAUUGCUUACUUGGGCACUUUCACUCCUUCAUUUCGAGAAAAAAUUGUUGUGGAAUGGAUGAGGAGCUGCAAGCAACGGAAAAUUCCAUGUUCGACUAAUUUUUCACUCAGUGUGGUGCUUGCGGAUCCGGUGAGGAUCCGUGCAUGGAACAUUGCAGGGCUUCCCAAAGACCAGAGCUCAAUUGACAAUGGAGCCAUUGUGUCCAAGUGCCGCCGCUGGCCUCUUAUGAUUGAUCCCCAGGGCCAGGCCAACAAGUGGAUUAAGAAUAUGGAAGGGGACAAGUUGGUCAUCACCAAGCUAUCGGACAGCGAUUUCCUACGCAAACUUGAAAAUGCCAUUCAAUUUGGAAAACCUGUUCUUCUUGAGAAUGUGGGUGCUGAACUUGAUGUGGCACUCGAGCCAUUACUGCUGCGCCAAACAUUCAAACAAAGCGGUUCAUUGUGCAUCCGUCUGGGUGAUAGUAUUAUUGAAUAUUCAGACCAGUUCCGUUUGUACAUCACAUCCAAACUGCGGAACCCUCAUUACAGUCCAGAGAUUUCUGCAAAGGUGACAGUGUUAAACUUUAUGAUCACUCCAGAGGGGCUGAUAGAUCAGCUGUUAGGGAUAGCAGUGGCCAAGGAGCGGCCGGACCUGGAGGCACAGAAGAACCAGCUCAUUCUGCAAGGUGCCCAGAACAACAAGAUGCUGCAAGAGAUUGAAGACAAAACACUUGCCGUGCUCUCCCAGGAGGGCAACAUCCUCGAAGAUGAAACCGGCAUCCAGGUUUUGUCUCAAUCCAAAAUUUUAGGAGAGGAUAUUCAAGAGAAGCAAAAAGUAGCUGAAGCUACUGAAAAGAUUAUUGAUGCUACCAGAAACUCAUAUGUGCCUGUUGCAGUCACAGCCACCAUUCUAUACUUUUGCGUUGCAGAAAUGUGCAACAUUGAGCCCAUGUACCAGUACUCGCUGCCAUGGUUUGUUGAUUUAUUUGUGUUCUCAAUAGUACAUAGUGAGAAAUCCAAUGUGUUGGAGGAGCGGUUGAAGAUCCUCAGCGAGCAUUUCAUGUACAAUUUGUAUUGCAACAUUUGCCGCUCCUUGUUUGAGAAGGACAAAAUCCUCUUCUCCUUUGUCAUGGCCAUCCGUCUUGAAUCUGCUCUUGGGAAGGUUGACAUGGAAGAGUUCAAUUUCCUUCUAACGGGAGGAAUAGUUUUAGAAGCAGAGCCACAAAUGCCCCCUUUGCAAUGGAUCACCAAAAAGAUGUGGGGCGAGUUCUUCCGUCUCUCCAAGUUUAAAGCGUUCAAGGAUCUUCACAAGGGAAUCGAAUCAAACAACGACACAUACAGUAAAAUAUUUGACAGUCCAAUGCCUCAGGAGGAAGAGUGGCCUGAGCCAUGGAACAGCAGCUUAUCCAAGUUCCAGAAGAUCUGUUUACUGCGAUGCAUUCGACCAGACAAGAUAGUGCUGGCGGUGAGCAGCUACAUAACGGAAGCGAUAGGGAAGCAGUUCGUGGAGCCGUUGCCGCUGAAUCUAGAAGCUUGCUACAAGGAUUCCGGCAGCACGGUGCCCCUAGUAUUCAUUCUCUCCCCAGGAUCCGAUCCCAUGUCCGCCUUGUUGAAGCUAGCCGCCGACAACGGUGCCAAGCUGCAAACGGUGUCAUUGGGACAAGGCCAAGGUCCGGUCGCUCUAGCAAUACUGAAGGAGGCAGCCAGCGAUGGAUCGUGGGUGGCUCUGCAGAACUGCCACUUCGCUAGCUCGUGGAUGCCGGCUUUUGAGAAAUACUGGGAGCAGGAGCUCACAAGCACCGACAAAGUGCAACCCAGCUUCCGGUUAUGGCUCACCAGCUACCCAUCGGAGCAUUUCCCUGUCGCGGUGCUGCAAAAUGCGGUGAAGAUGACCAACGAGCCCCCGAAUGGACUCAAGGCUAACAUGACCGGCAGUUACCUGAUGUUUCCGAUCUCGGACGCUGAUUUCUUCCAAGGUUGCUCGAAGGGUCCCACAUGGCGGCGCAUGCUCUACGCACUCUGCUUCUUCCACGCUUUUGUGCAGGAGCGAAGGAAGUUCGGUCCGUUGGGUUGGAACAUUCUGUAUGAGUUCAACGAGUCGGACUUGCGGAUCAGUGUGCGACAGCUGCGCAUGUUCUUAGAAGAAUACCCUGACUCUGUGCCGUAUAAGGCGUUGAAUUAUCUCACUGGUGAAUGCAACUAUGGAGGACGAGUGACUGAUGAUCAUGAUCGCCGAACUUUGGUUACUAUCCUUGCAUCAUUCUAUGCUCCGGAUAUUCUUAACCAUGACUUUUCUUUCUCAGAGAGUGGAUUGUUUACAGCUCCACCAGAUGGGGAUUACAAUGAUUUCCUUGAAUUCAUUAAAAAAUUACCAGCGGCACCUCAACCUGAAGUGUAUGGAUUCCACAGCAAUGCUGACAUCACAAAAGAAAACACAGAAGUGAACCGUCUUUUGGCUUCACUGUUGCUUGUAGUUCCGAUGGAGGAUAACAAAAAGAAAGGGAAAAGGGAGGAGGAAGAAAAAGAAAGAGAAAGAGCAGCAGCAAAAGAUAAAGAAAACGAAGCAGUGAGUACUACAAAAGAGGUUAAAGACAAAACAGAGAAAGAAAUCGGUCCAAUGACAUCUGAAGAAGUGAUGCAAAGCAUAUCAAUUGAUAUUCUUCAGAAGUUGCCAAAUAAUUUUGAUAUUGAACAAGCUCAGAUAAAAUACCCAACUACGUAUUACCAGUCCAUGAACACCGUGUUGUGCCAGGAACUUGAAAGAUUUAACAAGUUGUUGACCAUCAUUCGAAACAGUUUGUUGGAAUUACAAAAAGCAGUUAAGGGAUUCAUUGUUAUGAGUGCUGAACUUGAAUUGUGUGGGAGGACAUUAGUUAUUGGACAAGUGCCAACUAUGUGGGCCGCCAAAUCUUAUCCUUCCAAGAAACCUUUAGCCAGUUAUAUUGCUGACUUAAUAGAACGUAUUGCAUUCCUUCAAUCAUGGGUCACCAAGGGUGCACCCAUCGUUUAUUGGUUAUCAGCAUUCUUUUUCACACAGUCUUUUCUAACUGGAGCCAAGCAAAAUUUUGCACGGAGCCACAAAAUCCCAAUUGAUACAGUUGAUUUUGAAUUUGAGAUUCGUGAACAUCCGGACGCUUUGACUGAACCACCUCAAGAUGGGGUUUACGUGAAAGGGCUUUACCUAGAAGGAGCAAGAUAUGAUUACACAAUUCACGAGCUCGGUGAAUCACUUAACAAAAUUCUCUUUUCAAAAGUGCCAAUAAUAUGGAUGGUUCCUGGUGAGAUUAAGAACUUCAAGGCUUAUCCACAUUAUCUGUGUCCAUUGUACAAGACAAGUGACAGAAGAGGCAUUCUAUCCACAACUGGACAUUCUACAAAUUUUGUCAUGGAGGUGAAAUUACCUUCCUCAAGACCACAGGCCCACUGGGUCAAACGAGGCGUAGCUAUGCUAACCCAGCUUGAUACUUGA